Molecule: messenger RNA, 600 nt
Organism: Penaeus indicus
Lineage: Eukaryota; Metazoa; Arthropoda; Malacostraca; Decapoda; Penaeidae
Product: P-selectin glycoprotein ligand 1-like
Exons: 3
Coding region: 1-600 (199 amino acids)
Source: RefSeq, a predicted model, not a curated record
AUGGCCGAGCACUUUCCCUCGGCGGCGGCAGCGCAUUGCAAUGAGCCGCGGACACUAAUAACACACCGCGGAGCUCCAUUAGCCUCGCGCCCGCUGUCGGCAGCAGCAGAACGAUUCACACACCAUUCCACAUGUUUUCUGUCCACCUUGCGCCACUCUCAGGAAGUCAACAUUAGCCGAGAGCUGACAAUAAACACUGUGACAACCGCUGACAGGACACCAACCGCGCCCUCCACAAAGGCGCUCUUGGCACCGGGCCGCGAACAGUCAGCAGAGGAGUCUCCCCUCCGCCGCGCUCCUCCUGGCCCUGACCCCGUCAUCCUGAUCACAGCCGACUCCACAACGCAACCAAUGGCAACCCACUGGCAACCCACUGGCAAUUCAACUAACCUCAACGCAACCCAACUACCCUCAACGCAACCACUGGCAACCCAACUACCCUCAACGCAACCACUGGCAACCCAACUAACCUCAACGCAACCACUGGCAACCCAACUAACCUCAACGCAACCACUGGCAACCCAACUAACCUCAACGCAACCACUGGCAACCCAACUAACCUCAACGCAACCACUGGCAACCCAACUAACCUCAACGUAA